AUGCAAAAUCCUCUCACGCCUGCGGUUGCAGCCGCUGCGGCGCUGCUCCCGACCCAAAGUAUGGCAGCCUGUGGAACCAAUGGCACAACAUCGUCCUGCUGCCAAGUCUUGGAAAGCGCCGGUAUCUCUAUCAUCUAUCCCGGAUCCGAGUUGUAUGAGAACCGUACGGAGUCAUACUGGUCCCUUACGUCUCAGUUGACGCCUUGGUGCAUUGCCCAACCCAAGACGGCUGAGGAAGUCUCCACUGCGGUUGUUACUCUAGUUGAGAAUACAUCAUGUGAAUUUGCUGUUCGAAGUGGCGGGCAUUUCAUCUGGCCGGCGAAUAAUAUCGAGGAGGGCGUCACUAUCGACUUGGGUUUCAUGAAUGCUACCACAUAUGAUGAGGAGACCCAGAUAGCGUCCGUCUUACCUGGAUCGAGAUGGCGCGGCGUCUACGAGGCACUGGAUCCAUACAAUGCCACCGUGCCCGGCGGUCGUGCUGCUUCAGUCGGCGUUGCGGGUUUCUUGACGGGUGGAGGCAACUCGUUCUACUCGGCGCGCAAGGGAUUCGCUUGUGACAAUGUUGUCAACUUUGAGGUUGUGUUGGCCAGCGGCGAGAUCAUCAACGCCAAUGCCACGGACAACUCUGACCUCUUUCAGUCGCUCAAGGGAGGUCAGUCCAACUUUGGCAUCGUGACUCGCUUCGAUAUGCAGGCUUUCGACGCCCCUUUGCUGUGGGGAGGUGUCGUGCAAUACAACAAGACGACAGGGCCACAACACAUUGACGCCUAUGUCGACUGGACCAACAAUGUCCAGAACGACCCGAACGGCUCAGCCAUUGUCUUUUGGUCAUACCAGCCGACGCUGAAGGACAUCAUCAUCAUCACGUCGUACGUGGACACGGCCGGAAAUGUCGCUCCCGCUGCGUUUGACGAGUUUCUAGCGAUCCCUGGUAAUCUGUCCAGCACGAUGAGAACUGCCAGUCACCUGGAGCUCACCAACGAGCUCGAGCAACCCACCGGAUACCGCGACAUUUGGUGGACGGGCACAAUCAAGAACGACAAGCGCGUGUACGAGCGCGUCAUUGAGCUGCACGAGGAGCUCUGCGACUUCAUGGCCGCCCAGUCGCCCGACGGGGACUUUGUGACGCAGGCCAUGUUCCAGUCGAUCCCGACCAUUUUCUCGCAGCACAGCGAGGAGCGAGGCGGCAACGUGCUGGGUCUGGACCGCGAGACCGAGCCCGUCGUCAUGCUGCUCUUCACCCUGGCCGUCAAUGGCGUCGAGCAGCAGACCGUGGCGCAGGAGCAGAUGCGCAAGUUUGGCGAGGCCGUCAUGGACUAUGCCAGCAGCAUCGAUGCCGCUGCCGAGUGGGAGUACAUCAACUAUUCUUACGACUACAUGGACCCGCUGGCCACGUACGGCGCUGAGAAUAUCGCCAAGAUCCAGGCUGCAGCUGCCAAGUAUGACCCCUCGGGUGUCUUUCAGACUCGUGCCCCCGGAGGUUACAAGAUUACCAAGUCUCAGGGCACAGUGGCAUGA
Messenger RNA from Pestalotiopsis fici W106-1, 1518 nucleotides. RefSeq lists its product as uncharacterized. Gene Ontology annotation, molecular function: FAD binding. NCBI's taxonomy places the organism in Eukaryota, Fungi, Ascomycota, Sordariomycetes, Amphisphaeriales, Sporocadaceae. The transcript has 5 exons. The record is from RefSeq and is a predicted model, not a curated record. Bases 1 to 1518 code for a protein of 505 amino acids.